AAACAAACCCUUAACUUACCCAAAACAAACCAAUCCACGAAAGCUCUCCUGUGAAACAGUUCCGGCAACACUCUCUGGAGGGGCUCUUCACUAUGUUCAAUCACCUCCAACGUCUCCCAAUCCUCUUCUUCCUCCUCUUCUCAUUCUCACUCUCCGAAUCAAACAACGAAUCAGACACUCCCAUUUCCCGUUUCCAACAAUACCUUAGAAUCAACACUGCCCAUCCUAACCCAAACUACACUCCUGCCAUCAACUAUCUCACCAACUUCGCCAAUUCAAUCCCAAAUCUCCACUCCAAAGUCAUCCACCUCACCCCUACUAACCCCCUCCUCCUGUUAACCUGGCCAGGUUCAAACCCUUCACUUCCCUCCAUUCUCUUCAACUCCCAUCUUGAUUCCGUCCCUGCCGAGCCUGACAAAUGGACCCACCCGCCUUUUUCUGCUCACAUGACUUCCGAUGGAAAAAUCUUUGCACGUGGAGCGCAGGAUGAUAAGUGCAUAGGCAUGCAGUAUUUGGAAGCAAUCAAAGUGAUUCAAAGCUCUGAUCCUGAUUUUGUACCUUUGAGAAAUGUUCAUGUUGUGUAUGUGCCUGAUGAAGAGGUUGGCGGGUUUGAUGGGAUGGAGAAGUUUGUGGAGUUGAAAGAAUUUGAAGAGUUAAAUGUUGGGUUUAUGAUGGAUGAAGGGCAGGCUUCGACUAAUGAUGAGUUUAGAGUGUUCUAUGCGGAUAGGACACCUUGGCAUAUGGUGAUUAAGGCUGUUGGAACGCCUGGACAUGGCUCUAAAUUGUAUGAUAAUACUGCUAUGGAGAAUUUGAUGAAGAGUAUUGAAGUUAUUACAAAGUUUAGGGAGUCUAAGUUUGAUAUAGUUAAGGCUGGACUGGCUGCUAAUUCUGAGGUCAUUUCGGUGAACCCAGUGUUUCUCAAGGCUGGAACUCCUUCCCCAACAGGAUUUGUGAUGAACAUGCAACCCUCUGAAGCUGAGGCAGGAUUUGAUAUUAGGAUGCCGCCAACAACUGAUCCCCAACUUAUGAGGAAGAUAAUUGAAGAACAAUGGGCACCAUCUUGGAGGAACAUGACAUAUGAGAUAGUUGAGAAAGGAUUCCUAAGAGACAACAGGGGACGUCCUCUGAUGACACUUGUUUCUGAUUCUAACCCUUGGUGGUCCGUGUUCAAUCAAGCUGUUACUCGAGCUGGUGGCAAACUCUCCAAGCCUGAAAUGUUAGCUUCGACUACUGAUGCUCGAUUCAUGAGAUCGUUGGGAAUUCCUGUCUUUGGUUUCUCUCCCAUGAAGAAUACCCCCAUCUUACUUCAUGACCACAAUGAGUUCCUCAAGGAUACUGUUUAUUUGGAAGGGAUUACGGUGUAUGAAUGCAUUAUAAAGUCAUUAAGUUCCUUUGAGGGGUCUUAUGAACACUGAUGCAAUGGGUUUCUCAACAAUGAAGCAUUUGACAACUUGUUUCAUGCAUCGCUUGGUUGAUUGAUUGUCUCUUUAGUAGAAUCUCAGCUGCACUGCCCUGCCCUACACCAAAACAGAAGCAAAUUGUGUAUCAAAUGACCUUUUCUGGCAAUACCUAUUUGAUUGAGUUUCAUAAAGAAUAUUCUAAUUAGUUUAUGCAUCAUGUAAUGCAAACACAUGAUGUUUCAAGUGGACUGAACUAUAUUUUUUUUCCUGAUUCACUGUAGUUUAGGUAUUUCAAAAAGUUUGUUUGCUUCGGUGUCUGGAUGAGUUCUCAUUCAAUCAGUAGUUUCUUAGACGUCCUAGCAUUGGCUAGUAGAUUUAGUCAUCAGUUAGAAAUCUACUCUUUGAAAGUCAGCUGCUAGUGACAUGAGUGCAAACCCCGGAAAAAAAAAGGAAGGAAGGAAGAUGUAGAUUGCUGAGAAUUCAGACUACUCCAGACUAAAAGAGUUACUGCAAAGCAUAACUAAAGCAUACCCGCAAAGGGAGCUUAUCACAUUUCUGUGCGUAAGAUUUUUGGGAAUUUCACGUAUAAUAAGAAUUUUUUCUAGCGCAUGAACAUUAACUAACAGUUGAGAAUAAAAAGUUUCUUUCCGUUUGAUAAAAAUCCUUUCAGCACAUGAAUGACAGCUAACAGUUUUAUUUUUAAAAUUUUAUAUCUGAAUGUGGAAGCACAGAAGAUUCGUCACAUAGCCCCUAUAAUAUUUUCGGUAAUCUUAAAGUUACUGGUUUCUGAAAAAAAAAAAUUUACGGUAAUCCUUAUCAGCGGCUACCUUCU
Molecule: messenger RNA, 2232 nt
Organism: Capsicum annuum
Lineage: Eukaryota; Viridiplantae; Streptophyta; Magnoliopsida; Solanales; Solanaceae
Product: aminoacylase-1
Exons: 5
Coding region: 93-1415 (440 amino acids)
Biological process (GO): amino acid metabolic process
Cellular component (GO): cytoplasm
Molecular function (GO): aminoacylase activity
Source: RefSeq, a predicted model, not a curated record